This is a messenger RNA of Durusdinium trenchii, 1086 nucleotides long. The record is from the annotation of a GenBank genome assembly. NCBI's taxonomy places the organism in Eukaryota, Dinophyceae, Suessiales, Symbiodiniaceae.
AUGUCGCUAGUGGCCAACUCCUGCUGGUACAGCCCCCAAUGCGUGGGGAUCAACGACUUGCAUGAGAAGGUCCUUCGUGGCUGUCCCAGCUUCGAGAUGUGCUGCUUCUUCGAUGGCCACCACGGUGCGCGCUGCUGGGAUGCCCAAGCCGGCUACACCUACGAGCGGUGCUGCUCCUUGGGCUCCGAGAACAACGAGCGCCACAUCCCCUUGUGGCACUCACGGUGGAUCUUGCUGGAGCUACGCAAUGGUGGGUACUUGAACAUCUCUCAGGAGCCGACCAGUAACGAGUGGGCCGCUUAUCGAGAUGAGAACAUCCCAGGACUCCUUUGGAAGUCCGCCUAUGCGAUGUUCCGUUGGCUGGAGGCCCUGGCGGCUCCUCCGUUCCAGAUCUUCAGAGGGCGCCGAGUGUUGGAGCUGGGCGCGGGGAUUGGUCUACUGUCCAUCAUGGCGGCCUUGGGAGGAGCAGCCGAGGUGGUUUCCACAGAUGCCUCCUGGAGCUCAGUGGGGCUCAUUGAACGGAAUGCGCAGUACACGCACACGCGCGGUGUGCGUGGAGCGGUUGCGGCGCGGCAGCUGGAUUGGGCCAAUGUGACCAACAUGCAGUCGGAGCGAUUGGCGCGGAGGAGACUGCAAGAUCUUCAAAUAGGCCCUGGCCCUUUUGAUGUGGUGAUUUGCUCAGCGCUCGGCUAUGUGAAGUUGACCACCUUCAAGGCCUUGCUAUGCAUUUUGGACCUGGUGACCGAUCAGCAGAGCCUUCUCCUCUGGGGCGGUGGCGGCAGCUCCACCAACGACCUCAACGUCAGCGCUGCGUGGCCAACGCGCGGGGGGCGAAAGGAUGAGAAGCUGCAGCUUUUGCUGGAGGCCUUUCGGAUUGCGGGUCGCCCGUUUCACCUGGGCGGGGAAGGCGCGCUGAAGGAUUUCAAGUCCUUUAAGCUCCGGAGGCGAAGCCGUUGGCCCGGCUGCUGGAAAAAGGUGUGGAUGCUAGCUGAGGGUCGCUGGUGCAAGCGCGAGGGAGCAACUGAGGGAGCAACUGGGGGCAUCCACCUUCCCAUAGUUCAACAGGGAGCCGUUCGGACUUGCUAG